This is a messenger RNA of Hydra vulgaris (swiftwater hydra), 692 nucleotides long. RefSeq names its product ras-related protein Rab-26. The record is from RefSeq and is a predicted model, not a curated record. Gene Ontology annotation, biological process: regulation of exocytosis. Gene Ontology annotation, molecular function: GTP binding; GTPase activity. Lineage: Eukaryota; Metazoa; Cnidaria; Hydrozoa; Anthoathecata; Hydridae.
UAACUUUAAAUUUUAGUAAAUAAAAAGGUUAGCCCAAUAGUUUUGCUGCCAUGUGUAUUUAAACUGCUGCUUUAUCAUUAACUUUAGAAUUAUGUCAAAUAUUUAAAUUUUUAUAAACUGAAAUGUCUAAUAAUAAUUUUUCAAGAGAUUGUCCUAGUUUAAGGAAUCCGUUUGAUUACGCUUUCAAGGUAAUGCUUAUUGGUGAUAGCGGAGUUGGAAAAACCUGUUUACUUAUUAGAUUUAAAGAUGGUGCAUUUUUGAGUGGAAGUUUUAUUUCAACAGUAGGAAUAGACUUCAGGAAUAAAACAAUCAUUGUUGAUGAAAAAAAAGUCAAAUUACAGAUCUGGGACACAGCAGGGCAAGAACGCUUUCGAAGUGUAACUCAUGCUUAUUAUAGAGAUGCCCAAGCUUUAUUACUUUUAUAUGAUGUUGGAAGUCGUCGAACAUUUGAUAAUACUAGGGCAUGGUUGUCUGAAAUAAAAGACUACGCAUCAACUGAUGCUGUGGUAAUGUUAUUAGGGAAUAAAGCUGAUCUGACAAAGGAAAGGCAAGUGAAAAGAGAAGAAGGAGAAAAGUUAGCUAUGAAUUUUAAUGUGCCAUUUUUGGAAACAAGUGCAAAGACUGGUAUUAACAUAGAGCUAGCAUUUGAAGCAGUGUCAAGAGUUACAAGAUAUUGAUGUUUUAAUGUUCCA